AUGAACGCCCUCCUCCGCGCCCUCGGCGCUGCCUCCCUCGCCGGGCUCGCCCUCUCCAGCCCAGUGGAGCUCGUCCGCGCCGACCAGCGCCCCAUCUACGCAAUCGCGCACCGCGUCCUCCGCAACACAGCCGUCUCAGCCGCGCUCUCCCACGGCGCCAACGCCAUCGAGAUCGACCUCCGAGCAUGGACAAAGGAGUGGUGGGCGGACCACGACGGCGGCGCCGACACCGCAGGCGCCACAGCGCGCGAGAUCUUCACCUUCAUCGCCGACCAGCGCAAGCAAGGCUCGGACAUCAGCUUCGUCUGGCUGGACAUCAAGAACCCCGACGACUGCGAGGCAGGACAAGGGUGCUCGAUCGAGGGACUGCGGGACCUUGUGCGCGAGACGCUCGAGCCAGCUGGUGUGCGCGCGCUGUACGGCUUCUUCGGCACGGAGGACUCGCGCGGGUUCCAGGUUAUGCAGGACAGCCUGAACGCCAACGAGGCGGUUGUGCUCUCCGGCGAGGCAGACGAGGUGCAGGCGCUCUACGGCGCGACGCAGAUCAGCGCUGCGCAGCGCGUCAUGGACUACGGCGACGUGCACCUGGACAACGGGUUCGGCGACUGCACCGAGGCGUCGUGGAAUACUUGCACGGAGCUGAGGCAGGGCGCUGAGAGCCGCGACCAGGGAAAGCUGGGUAAGGUGCUGGGGUGGACGAGCACCGACAUCGACACGGAGCGCGUGGGUCAGCUGCUUGGCACGGCGAACGUCGACGGCAUCAUCUUCGGGUUCCAGAAUGCGGACUAUGCUGAUGAUGAGGUGCCCAGGGCUGCUGGGAAGGAUAUCAUCGAUUUUGUUACGAAGAACUCGGGUUCCAUGCGCAUGGCUAAGGGGACUGAUGUACCUUGGUAA
Messenger RNA from Aspergillus campestris IBT 28561, 894 nucleotides. Its product is annotated as glycerophosphodiester phosphodiesterase family protein. The record is from RefSeq and is a predicted model, not a curated record. Gene Ontology annotation, molecular function: phosphoric diester hydrolase activity; glycerophospholipase activity. The transcript has a single exon. Lineage: Eukaryota; Fungi; Ascomycota; Eurotiomycetes; Eurotiales; Aspergillaceae. Bases 1 to 894 code for a protein of 297 amino acids. Gene Ontology annotation, biological process: lipid catabolic process.